UCAGAGGACGAGCAGAGAGUGGAUUCUGUUGAUUUCGUCAGCAUGAGGUUCGAGGAGGUCUUAGACGAUGUUGGUGGCUUCUCCAAGUUCCAAUUCAUGCUCCUGUUCAUCCUGUGCUUCCCCCGUGCCAUCCUCCCCCUCCACUUCCUCCUGCACAACUUUAUCUCUGCAACACCUCCUCACCGCUGUGCCCUCGGGAGCCCAGAGGACGGAGAUGGGAUGUCGCUGAGCUCUGACCCAGAGGGGCUGGCCCUCAGGAUCCCCCGUCAAGAUGACGACUCCCUCAGCUCCUGCAGAGUCUAUGACCCCCCUCUGACCUCCGGGCUCAACCCACAAAACAGGACGGCACCUUGUCCCCAUGGGUGGAUCUACGAUCAAUCACAGUUCAGCUCCACAACGGCCACCGAGUGGGAUCUGGUGUGUGACGACAAACAGCUGAAUCAAGCUCUCGCCACGUAUUUCUUCCUCGGUGUGACGCUGGGAUCAGUUCUGUUUGGACAGCUUUCUGACAAGUUUGGUCGUAAGUCGAUGCUUCUGGUGGCUUUAAUGGCCUCCACCACGCUGGGAGUCACCUCGGCCUUCUCAACCUCCUAUGUCAUGUUCGCUGUCUGCAGGGCGCUCUGUGGUGUGGCCCUCAGUGGGCUGUCAAUCAUCGGCGUGGUCCUCAGUAUCGAGUGGACAGACGUGAAGCACCGGACCUUCACUGGCACCGUCAUGAGUUUGUCGUGGAGCGUGGGGAACAUGCUCCUGGCCCUGCUGGCCUACUACAUACGAGACUGGAGACACCUGGUGCUGGCGGUGACAGCGCCCUGCGUCGCUGCCAUCAUCUCCUGGUGGUGGCUGCCGGAGUCGGCCCGCUGGCUGCUGGCCAAUGGCAGAGUAGAGGAAGCCAAGAAGUAUCUGGUUCAGUGCGCCAAAAUGAACCGGAGGAACGAACAGACAUCCAGACUGGACACUGAGGUUCUGGGGAAGGUGACAGUGUCUGAGGUGGCUGAGAAGAACCACUCCUACCUGGAUCUGGUCAAAACACCUCAGCUGAGGAAGAUCACCCUGUGUUCUGGAUUGUUCUGGUUUGCUGUUGCCUUCCUGUACUAUGGGAUCAGCUUCAAGAUCUCAGGUUUUGGCGUCAGCAUGUACCUCACACAGUUCAUUUACUGUGCCAUCGAAGCUCCUGCCAAAAUCCUGACCUUCUUCGUGUUGGACUGGAUCGGUCGUCGGAACGGCCAGGCCUGCUUUCUGAUCACAACAGGAACUCUGAUAGGAAUAAACACAGCUGUACCUUUAGAGUACUCUGUGCUUCGUACAUGCAUCGCUGUGGUGGCGAAGGGUUCCUCAGAGGCAGCGUUCACCACAGCGUUCCUUUACUCAACUGAACUCUACCCAACUGUCCUCAGGCAGUGUGGUUUAGGCUACACCUCGUGUCUCUGUCGGAUUGGGAGCUCCGUGGCACCAAUGAUCAUGCUGCUGGAGGACGUCUGGCUUCUUCUGCCACCACUGAUCUUUGCUGGGACGGGGAUCGUCAGCGGCAGCUUGGUCUUCAUGCUCCCGGAGACACUCAACGUCCCUCUCCCUGAAAACAUCUUGGAUGUUGAGGAGGGAAGACACCGGCAGAGUGACCUCAACGGAGAUGCAAAGAUUGAGCUGAAGGAAAUAAACUCUGGAGACACGGCAGCGUCACAGGACAACUGAUGAGCUGCAGAGUUUCUCCCUGGUAGCUAAAAGAUUAAUUCUGUCUGCAGCCUGAUGUGGACAGAUGACCUCAAAUGUAUGUCGGAAUAAAAAUGUGUUGAGAAGAACAGACAUUAAAGACUUGUUUUAAAACCUUCAACAAGCUGCUGACGAUACUCAGCUGUCAAUCAAUGACAGUCAGUGCUGAGUUUCAGGUGACACUUUGAACAUCUGCUGAUAUCAAACUGAAUACAAAUAAAUUGUAGACAUUUCCUUCAAAUUCUUUAUUCUGGUUCACUAAAUGAAUUAAAAGGCACACUGUGACACAGUAUUUAACAUAGCUUUUUGUGUCUAUCAUGGUUGGUGGAGAGCUACAUAUGAAAACAAAUGAAACCAAAGUAAAACUACUUUAUAGAUACUGUAAAUAAAACCAGACUCUCUGUGAGGCUGUACAGUGCUGCUUUAAUUAAAUGCCAAAACCAGCAUGCUAACAUCAUUACAAUGCCAGUUCUAACAUGCAGAUGUUAGCAGGUACAAUGUUUAUGAUGUUCACCUUUGUAACAUCAUUAUCAGUUAAAAUAAAGUCCAGCUGCGGCUAAUUAAAAUGUCUGUAGUUCUGCAGGUAUUUUGCAACCCAACUGCCACAAACAAUGUUGGCGUUGUUCGUUGUUUGCAAACCACGGAUCCAUUACAUUUGUAUGUUAUUUUGUAGCGGACACACUGAAACUUUUAUAUUUCAGUGGCAUUGCGGUUAAUGUGUGGUUUGUUUUAGGCACAAAAACCACUUUGUUGCGGUUAGGGAAAGAUCACAAUUUUGUGGGCACAAUAACCGCUGAAAACGCAGAGAUAUCUUGGUAAAGAACCAACCGCUUUGCAUGUCACUGUCCCGGCAGGAAACAUGGCGGUAUCAUUGUAAAAAAACAACCACUUUUUGUUGUGCUACCCUGACAGGAAACAUGGCGACAACCUGGUAAAAACCAGCCGCUUUUCAUGGCACUGUCCCAAAAAGAAAUGUGGCAAAAUUAAAAAGUAAAACACAAUUGCUUUCUGUGGCCCUUUCCUGGCAGGAAAUAUGGCAAUACUCUGUAAAACACAAUUGCUUAUCAUGGCAAUAUCCUGGCAGGAAAUAUGGCAAUACUCUGUAAAACACAAUUGCUUAUCAUGGCAAUAUCCUGGCAGGAAAUUCGGCAAUUUCUCAGUAAAAAAUAACCGCGUGUCAUGGCACUGUAAAAAAGAAAUCACAGCAGUUGGUCAAUAAAAAACAGCCAUGUUUGAGGCUAAAAAGCUGCUCCAUGUCAUCUGCCAUUUUGCUACUAUGGUUUACUUCCAUUGUGCACUAUGCAACGCCCUCCAUUGAUUACACAUCCCUAAUAAAAAUGGUUCCACUCCAAAAUGGUGGAAACACGUCUGGUUCACUAGAUAGCACCAAUGUUCCAACAAUCCUGAACAGAACCGGUUACAGAAUCAGAGCUAAUUUGGUGGAAAAGGGGUAGAAGAGACCUGCUGGUGAUACAGGGAUGGAGGAGGGCACAGAUGUACUCAGGUGGCUGACCAUGGAGUAGUACCUAAUAAUGGAUCCUGAACCUGAUGGGGUAAAAUGGGAGUGAUGUGUGUUGUCCACCUGGACCUGGUUAACAGCCUGGCAGCAGCAUUCUGGAUUAUUUAAAGACGGUUCAGAAAUGAUUUGCCAAGACAAGUAAAAAGAGAGUUACAGUAUCCAGCCAAGAGGACACAGGAGCAUGACAAAUCAUCUCCAGCUCAGGUCGAGACGCAACAUUACCAUCUAUAGCUGCAGGCAUGAAUAUGUGGACCAUCAGUACAAAAACACACCAGGAUGUUAUGAAUUUAAAGUACAUUCCUGGCUCUGAUUGGCUCUUGAUGUCAUGGCAAUGUCCUUUGACUGUUUGGAGCGUCUUUCAAUGCUGAAGGCAGUGCAUCAGGAACUGAUGGCCUCUCAUCGCUCUCCAAUCAGUUCCUGAUGCAGUAUCAUCAACAUCAGGAAACCUGUCUGUCACGUACCUGUACGUGACAGACAGAGACACACAGUAUAACUCAGAGCAAGUUAAACUCACCCUGUUUACAUUAACAAGUUGCUUGCUAACAGUGUUUCCCAGAAUGAAUUACAUUUUAGUCUAAAAAAGUCCUUGAAUUAAAAACCACUUAGCAAGGCGAGAAGAAGUGAUAAAAGAAGAGAUUGAUAAAAAAGUAAAAGAAAAUAGGCCGAAUGAAAUGUUCAGUCGAAGACCCUCGAUAACAGAAGAUACUCCACUACAAGCUGCACCAAUGGUACGCAAUGUAAUCACAUGGAAUCCUAAGUGGGCGUGGCCAUCUCUCCGCUGCAUCCCACCCAUCUUGUUUGGAUAGGUGUAGUAAAUGUGGUGUGGAUGGAUAAAAUCGCAAUGAAACAAUACAACAGUAUACACAGUACACAUUUAAUGUUUGCUUAAUAUCUGAUAUCAACUAAGUGUAAGAUUACGUCAGAUGUUUGAAGGCUUACGGUUGGUGAAAAAUGGGUCCAAUAUUUACUUGAGUGACGACGGUGCGAAGGAAACCGUCUUAAUCUGUACUCAUAUUCACUUUUCCCAUUGGAGUGAAUGGACUCAGGAGUAGGGGUGGGCGGCUCGAUCCUAAGAUACUGAUACUCACAAUACUACGUUUCCAUUUAGAGGAUCGAUCCUAGCGUCAGUAGGAUCGAAACCAAAAAAGAGAUCAGUUUGUCUCUUCUAUGUCGGACCUCUUCAUAUUUCAAGAGCAAAACUGUCAGUGCAAACAACGUUCUGUUGUCGUGAACACAUCUCGUGUGCGUACUCUUUGCUUCUCUGCUUUGCUCUCUACAUCUUAGUCCAGACGCAGUC
Molecule: messenger RNA, 4523 nt
Organism: Epinephelus lanceolatus (giant grouper)
Lineage: Eukaryota; Metazoa; Chordata; Actinopteri; Perciformes; Serranidae
Gene: slc22a7a
Product: solute carrier family 22 member 7a
Biological process (GO): transmembrane transport
Cellular component (GO): membrane
Molecular function (GO): transmembrane transporter activity
Source: RefSeq, a predicted model, not a curated record